AUGGAAGCAUCACCUAUUUCACUGAUGAUUGCUCAUCUUCGUCAGCCCACUGAGUCUUCCGUAAGAGUAAUCAUCCCCAGUACCCCAGUGAUGAGAUCAUCCAGUCAAGCUUUGAACCAAUCGUGUCUAACGUACAUACACAAAAGCUGUCCAAACAGACCGAGAACUGGUGAAUCCCCUGCUGGAAGAAACGAGAAUUCCCCAAAUCCAUCAAACAGAAUAAUCCAGCGUGAACUCGUACAGGCCUUCGGACUGGUGUGGGAAUGUACAAGAAAAGUGGAAAAUGGAAGGUUGAGCCUUGAACCUGUUUCUUGUGAAUCUAUCGAACGACGAUAUGAGAGUUAUGAAGUAUUGAGUCCGGGAUCGUCCAGAACGGUGAACAAUGGAUCCGUGAAACAUUCAUGUGAUAUUGUGGAUGGAGGGUUGAGAAGUGUUUCCGAGUAUGUCCCCGGAUGUUAUUACAAUGGAACUGUCUACAAAUUGGGCGAGUUUUGGCUGGAAGAGAAUCAAGGAGACAAACAUUUAGUGCAAAACGUAACUAUGGAGUGUGUGCGCUCAGAAUCAGGGUAUUUCGACAAAAAAGUGACUGAGUGCCAUUUCGAUUCAGAAGAGGAUUUUGUCGUUCAUAAUUGGGAAAACAAUACUUUCUCUAUCGAAAAGAUGGUUCAACAUAUUGGUAUUGCCUUAAAUCAUUUUUAUGAGAACUCUGAUCUCGUUCUUGUGGAAGAUCCUAACGAUCUUAAAGUUGCGAAUAAAAUUAACACGAGACGCUUCAAAUGUGUCGAAACGGAACCGGGCCAUGUAACAUUGAUAGCUGCAACUGAGGAAGAUAUGCGCUGCACAUACAAAAACCAAACUUAUCGUUAUGAAAGCAGAUGGAUUGACGUGACUCGAGGUGCUAGUCUGAGAUGCGACAAUGGGAAUGAAGUUAUGAAAGAGUAUUGCUCACUGAAUGGGAAAAAUUACAAUAUUGGUCUAGAGCUGAAAUUAUCAAAUGGAUGUGUCUUCGUGUGCAAUGAGCAUAAGAAUAUUUAUAUUUGUGAAGAACCGCUGAAAUUGUGA
Molecule: messenger RNA, 1062 nt
Organism: Caenorhabditis remanei
Lineage: Eukaryota; Metazoa; Nematoda; Chromadorea; Rhabditida; Rhabditidae
Exons: 7
Coding region: 1-1062 (353 amino acids)
Source: RefSeq, a predicted model, not a curated record